AAGGAUACUGACAGUGUCCCAGUCUGUGUGUGAAAGUAAAGCGCUUGUUUUGGAUAUUACAGACACCACAGACCAUCACAAACUGUCUGCGCUCUAGCAUGAGUUCUGCAGCAUCCCUGGAUUAAUCGCACUUCCAAAGCGCAAGUUCUCUGGCACUUUGUGGAGGACGAGCCGCGCGCAGAAAACAACGAUGGAGAGGAGCAUCCCGGGAUGGUGUGUGCUGUUAGCCCUUGUCCUGCACGGAACGGGCUGUAUGGCGGCAAAGGAGCUCCAGUGCCAGGAGAUCUCUGUGCCUCUGUGCAAAGGAAUCGGCUACAAUUACACCUACAUGCCCAACCAGUUCAACCACGACACGCAGGACGAAGCCGGGCUGGAGGUGCACCAGUUUUGGCCGCUGGUUGAGAUAAAGUGCUCCCCGGACUUGCGCUUCUUCCUCUGCAGCAUGUACACGCCGAUCUGCCUGGAAGACUACAAGAAGCCUCUGCCGCCGUGUAGGAGCGUAUGUGAGCGAGCCAAAGCUGGCUGCGCUCCCCUCAUGAGGCAGUACGGAUUCCCGUGGCCAGACCGGAUGAGGUGCGACCUGCUGCCAGAGCAAGGCAACCAGGACACGCUGUGCAUGGACUACAACCGGAGUCAGACCACCACUGCAUCCCCCGUGGUGGCGAAGUCGACCAACCGACCCGUGAAGCCGUACAACCCGAGGAAGAAGAGCGGCUACGGUCGCGGCAUCCCCGGGAAACACAAACCAGCAGCGUCUCCGUGCGAGCAGGGAUGCUUCUGCCGCGCGCCCAUGGUGCCAGUGACCGGCGACAGCCACCCGCUUCACAACCGCAUCAAGACGGGACAGAUCCUGAACUGCGCCAUGCCGUGCCACAACCCUUACUUCACCCAGGAAGAGAGGACUUUUACCGCCUUCUGGAUUGGCCUGUGGUCCGUCCUGUGUUUCAUCUCCACUUUUGCAACCGUGGCGACCUUUUUAAUCGACAUGGAGAGGUUUAAGUACCCAGAGCGCCCCAUCAUAUUCCUCUCCGCCUGCUAUAUGUUUGUGUCCAUUGGAUACAUUGUCAGACUGAUCGCCGGACACGAGGAAGUGGCAUGCAACAGGGAGAACGGCGCGGAACACAUCCACUAUGAGACCACAGGUCCUGCGCUCUGCACCAUCGUGUUCCUGCUCAUUUACUUCUUCGGCAUGGCCAGCUCAAUCUGGUGGGUGAUACUUUCCCUCACUUGGUUUCUCGCCGCCGGUAUGAAGUGGGGGAACGAGGCCAUCGCCAGUUACGCACAGUACUUUCAUUUGGCCGCCUGGCUCAUCCCCAGUCUGAAAUCCAUCGCAGUUUUGGCUUUGAGCUCAGUGGAUGGAGACUCCGUGGCUGGGAUUUGCUACGUAGGCAACCAGAAUUUGGAUAACCUGCGAGGUUUUGUGUUGGCACCGCUGGUUAUCUAUCUGUUCAUCGGCACCAUGUUUCUGCUGGCCGGGUUCGUCUCGCUUUUCAGAAUCAGGAGUGUAAUCAAGCAAGGGGGCACCAAGACGGACAAAUUGGAGAGGCUGAUGAUCCGAAUAGGAGUUUUCACAGUUUUAUACACUGUCCCAGCCACUGUCAUAGUGGCGUGUUACUUUUACGAGCAGCACAACAGACAGACGUGGGAAAUUACGCACAACUGUACGUGCAUGACUGACCCGAGCAGGCAAAGGCCGGACUAUGCUGUGUUCAUGUUGAAAUACUUUAUGUGCCUCCUGGUAGGCAUCACUUCGGGGGCCUGGAUCUGGUCCGGGAAAACCUUGGACUCCUGGAGGACUUUUUGCACGCGGUGCUGCUGGGGGAGUAAAGCCUCCGCGGGCUCCAUGUACAGUGACGUGAGCACGGGACUGACCUGGAGGUCCGGGACGGCCAGUUCCGUCUCAUGUCCCAAACAGAUGCCACUGUCCCGGGUUUGAAAGGAGGAGAGGGGGGGGUUAUCCGCUCAAAUGCAGCUUAUGUCAUUUGACACUAAAGACUUAAAACCAGCGCAUAUCAGCUCUUUUGGGGGACGAAGGGUCAUAAAGACUUAUUUUAAAUAUUGUGUUUGGUUCAUUUGGUAAAUUAUUCAAAGUCACCAAACUGCCAGUUUAUAUGUGACUUUGGUCUCAAACACUCCUUUUGGGAUUUGUGGUCAUUUAAGCUCCAUUCUGCUUAUAAAAGUUAUAAGAUCAGUUUGGACUUCUACUAAUGGAAAGUGCUCCUUCCUUGCCUUAUCCAAAUGACGUCCAUGAGUUUGAAUAGAGGGUGUUUGGGAGGGGAGGGGAGGAGGGGGGGUGACUAAUUGUGUUGGGAU
Cottoperca gobio is the source of this 2313-nucleotide messenger RNA. Its product is annotated as frizzled-8-like. The transcript has a single exon. The record is from RefSeq and is a predicted model, not a curated record. Gene Ontology annotation, biological process: non-canonical Wnt signaling pathway; canonical Wnt signaling pathway. NCBI's taxonomy places the organism in Eukaryota, Metazoa, Chordata, Actinopteri, Perciformes, Bovichtidae. Gene Ontology annotation, cellular component: plasma membrane. The coding region runs from base 191 to 1936 and encodes 581 amino acids. Gene Ontology annotation, molecular function: Wnt-protein binding; Wnt receptor activity.